GGAAUAAUCUUCCAGAGUCAGUUAUUUGUCUUUCUUCUUUUAUGUCUUUCAAAACAGCCUUACUUCAGUAUCUCUUCCAGUGAAACGCUUGUCAGUUAAGCAUUUAUGCUUGUUCUUUUUUUGUUUUGUUUUGUAUUUUAAAAUUUUUUUGUUUUAUUUUACUACUUCUGGUUCUAAUCUUAGUUGUCUUCUUUAUUUUGUUAUUUCUUUUAUUACUAUUUUGGUGUUGUUUGGCUUGAGUCAUUGAUACUACAGGUCGGUGACCGUUGAUGACUCUCACUUUUCGUGAAUAAACAAUCUUAGUCUUAGUCUUAGCCUUGGUGACAUCUAGUCUGUUUUUACUCAUUGGAUAGUAAUCAGUGAACUCAUUCGGUUCUGCUCUAGUUUUCAAUUUGAAUUUAGUACAGGAUACGCUACACUAGUAUAGCAGGUUUAAGGCAGUACAAUCAAUAAAAACUCAUCUAGAUACUAGUGCCUGGCGUCUAACUCUUACGCCAAGCAUAACUCAAAGUUUACCGAAUGAUAUGCUACCUAGCUAACGAAAAAAACAAAUAUAAUUGCUUGCGCGUAUUUCGAUCCUUCUGCUGUUUGUAUAAGUAUCCUUUCAACUUUCUGAUUCACUAAGAUGCGACGCACCUGUAAAAAUACUAAUAUUUAUGAACGUUCUUGAUUUAAAAUCUGAUACUGGUAAAAGAUAAAGCUCAUCAAGCACUUUCUAUCAACAACCACUAGCACCCAGUCGUAUCGUAAGAAAGCAUUAUAGUGUGACAGCGUUCGCUGUUUUGAUCGAUUUUGUAGAGGUAAUACCAUUACUUAUAAUCUGCAAGUAAUAUAACAUUUUAAAAUCCAAUAGUUACUUGUUUUAACAAACAAAAUACUAACAGCAGCUAUUUUUAAUUAAAAAUAGCUGCUGUUAUUAUCUCUACAGUUUUAAAAUUUUUACCCGUUAAUAAGCAUAACAUUAGUAAACAAAAUACUAUUACUCUACGCUAUUUUUGCCUCAGUUAUGGAUUUAUUUCAUGCCGAUAAACUUUAUCGGAAAUGUAUUCGGUGUUUACGUCGAAAACCAUAGUCAGAUAUUCCUUUUUAAAACUUGACCACUGUCUCAUCAUAGUAAGUUGAAUAUAUACGGUAAAACGACAUUUUCUUCAACCCCCUUCCGUUCCCAACCACAAAAGACUAAAAAGUUCUGUUUCACUCUGUAUAUGCUUUUAAUUUUAGAUAAUUACCGUUAUAUUGAUCUCUACGUCCAAAAUGGAAUGUACAUUCCUUCAGGGAUAAUUCCCGAUCAUAAAUCUGACCAGUUUAUAUGUUCUUUUGUUUAUAAAUGAUGCAGAAUUUGCUCAACAUAUUGUAUCAACAUCUUCGUAUAGCCGAACUUUUUAUUGUACGUUAUCAAUGUUACCUUUCAUUGUCUUUAAUAUAAUCUGUUUGUUUGUGUAGCUAUUUGAACAUCAUAUAGAAAGUACAGUUGUUGGCAUUUGUUUAUUUACUGUAGCCGUCUUACUAUAUUAUCUUAUUCGUAGAUCUACAAAAAAAACGGGUAAAAAUUCAUAAAAGACGACACACAACGAAAAACUAGUUCGUUUAUUUUCUAUUUUAUGUUCUAGUAAAUGAGCCAAAGCCGCGUUUUCGUAAACGAGAUAAAGUUUUAUAUUAUGGAAAACGUAUUCUUCGAACGAUGAGUUCUUAUUCGUCCACAGCCAACAAUCGAAUUCGUCGUCGUACGAGACGAUUUCAACAAGCGAAAGUUCGUAAUGAGGCUCCUAUUACAUUGCAACCACGAUCACCGCCUGAGUUUUUGCUCGAUACAGAUUUUGACUUCGCUGGUGGAGCACAUAGAGGCGAACAUAUGGUGCCACCAGAAAUAUUAUAUUUAUUGAAAAGUGUCAAAGUAUUCGGUCAUUUUGAACGACCAUUAUUUCUUGAAUUAUGUAAAUAUUUGGAGUCUAAAGUUGUUGUGGCAGGUUCUUAUUUAUUUCGGAUUGGGGAUGAUGACAAUAGCAUGUAUGUUGUACAGAAAGGUUUAUUACAUGUGUUUAUUACAGAUGAAAAGCAUCAUCGUCAUCUGAUUAAAGAAUGUGUUGAUGGUGACACAGUAUUUUCGUUAUUGAGUAUUGUCGAUGUUUUAACCGGUCACAGUAAUCCAUUUCGAACAGUUUCCUGCAAAGCAAUUGAAGAUUCUGUUGUGUUAAAACUGCCAGCUAUUGCUUUUCUUAAAGUUUUCAAAGAAUAUCCAGAAUGUAUUGUUCGUAUAAUUCAAAUUUUAAUGAUUCGUCUACAGCGUGUGACAUUUCUUGCAUUGCAUGACUAUUUGGGUUUAACAACUGAAUUAACAAAUCUAACAAAUAAUCCAGUAGAACAUCCUGAAAAUUCACGAGCACAUGAACACCAUCAUUCCCAUGUUCACAAUCAGACUUCAUCAACACAUUCAACCACGAAUGUACGAGAAACAUCAAGAUCAGACCAAAAUAAUUCAACAGUACCACAAGAACAAAAGAAAUCAAUGAAUUCAAUGACGGGCAGUCACGAAUUAUUAAUCAGCGGCGAUUAUGAUGGUCAUAAUCUGAGAAGUACUUUACCAACGAUUCCAAGUGUAUCAAGUGAAAUGGAAAUGAUAUCAAAUCAGGAUAAUAAUGAACAAUCAUUAUUGUCUAAUACAGUAGUAAAGAAUAAUCAAAAACUUGAUCAAUUAGCAGCAUUAGCUACCGCAACAGAAACAGCUGCUCAUGCAUCAACAUUGCAAGAAGCAACAGAAGCUAUGACCAAUGCUAUUGUUGUCGAACCCUCAGCUCCAGUACCAAUUAUGCAAGACUCAACUAGUCGAAAAAAAGAUCCAUUUCAAGUAAAACGUUCAAUGAGUUUAAUAGAAGAUGGUAAACGAUUGAAACCCGAUUUUGAAGAAGCAGCCGCGCGUGCACGGGUUAAAAAUUCAUUAGAUAAAACGGUUUUUGAAAAACAGAAAAAAACAUACCCGCAUAUGAGCAAAGGGAAAAUACCAGAAAGAACUAGUGCAGACAUACCAGGCCGACAUUCAAGUUUUUCAGAGCAUGAGUAUGGAAGUUUUUACUCUCGAUCGUAUGGCACAGGAAGUGAUAGUGCAGGGAGUGAAUAUAAUGAACAUUCUGAUAAUAGUGGAUUACAAGACGAAUGGCCAUCUAUCAGAGAAGCAUUAGCUACUGUACUCGGACUCGAAGAAGAUGUCACGUUAUUGGACGAUAAAGUACAUUUACAUCGUUUGCCUGACAGUUACACGUUAGCAAAAGAAGGUGUCAUGUUCAUUGAUCGUGAAGGAGAAAUUAGUGGUUUAGUUAGUGUGCUCACUGGUGAACCAACAUUAUUCACUUAUCGAACAAGAGGUGUAACAGACGUAUGUACAAUAACAAAAGAAAAUUUUUAUGAUUUAAUGCGUAUACAACCAAAUCUCGUAUUACCACUCGCUGCAAUGGUGGUAAAACGUAUGUCUCCGUUGGUAAGACAAAUUGAUUUUGCAUUAGAAUGGAUGUUAGUUGAAGCUGGAAAGGCGUUAUAUAGACAAGACUAUAAACCUCAAAGUGUUUACAUUAUACUAAAUGGUCGAGUACGAAGUGUAUUGUUGGCACAAGAUAAAAAACAAAAAGAAUUAGUUGGGGAGUAUGGUCGUGGUGAAAUUGUUGGAAUCAUUGAAGUGUUAAUGGAAAUGCCGCGUCAAAGUACUACUCUUGCCGUACGUGAUACUGAGCUUGCUGUGAUACCGUCAGGCUUAUUGAAUUAUAUUAAAUGGAAACAUCCACGAGUUGUUUCAAGACUGAUUAAUGUUUUAAGUCAAAAAAUUUAUGGCACUCUUCAAAAUACAUUGACCAAUGGCGUUAGUCUAACAUUGCCACCGACCGAUGAAGAAUUUCAGGAUCGUUCGAUUACAUUAACGAAAAAUUUAUCCACAGUUGCAAUUGUAGCUGCCUCAGAAGAUGUUCCACUCGAUGCAUUUACAUGUGAACUUGUUCAUAGUCUGUUAGCAAUAGGUCCAACACUUCAUUUGAACCAACAACUCAUAAUUGACAGAUUUGGUGAAUCAGCACUCGAAAGUAUCAACGACUAUCGUUUAUCGGCGUGGUUAGGUCAGCAGGAAGAGUUUCAUAAAAUUGUUGUUUAUCAGUGUGAUAAAAAUUUAACACAAUGGACACGACGAUCACUGAGGCAAGCGGACUGUAUUUUAAUCGUUGGAAUCGGCUGGAAAGAGCCUGUUAAAGGCGUUGUUGAAAACGAAAUUGAACGUAUUGCUGUACGAGCUCAAAAAGAACUGAUUUUGUUACAUCGUAUGGAUAGUCAAAAACCAAAAGGUACUGCUCGCUGGUUGAAUAUGCGAGAUUGGGUGACGUUUCAUCAUCAUAUCCGAUGUCCUGAUCGUGUAUUCAAAUAUAAAUCAGAAUCUGAUAUUCAGUCUUGGACUGAUUACAGUGAUUUACUUCCAUCUGAGCUAGAUUCAACAUCUGAUUUUGCUCGUAUGGCGAGAUUUUUAACUGGAACAGCAAUUGGAUUAGUUUUAGGCGGUGGAGGUGCACGUGGAUGUGCUCAUGUCGGUAUGAUUCAAGCAAUGCAUGAAGUAGGAAUUCCAAUCGAUUUAAUUGGAGGAACAAGUAUUGGUGCACUCAUGGGUGCCUUAUGGGCAGAUGAAUUAAAUAUUCAAGGAUACGUUGAACGAACGAAAGAUUGGUGUGGGAAAAUGACAUCGGUAUGGCGUAAAUUAAUUGAUUUAACAUAUCCUAUCACGAGCAUGUUUACCGGCGCUACAUUCAAUGAAAUAAUUGAAGAGGCAUUACUCGAUGUUCAAAUUGAAGACCUUUGGAUACCCUAUUUUUGUAUUACAACUGAUAUUAGUGCAUCUAAAAUGCGAGUACACACGAGUGGCUGUGCAUGGCAAUAUGUUAGAGCAAGCUCAUUAUGGCGUUAUGUACGAGCAAGUAUGAGUCUUUCCGGCUAUUUUCCACCUUUAUGCGAUCCCAAUGAUGGUCAUCUCUUGCUUGACGGUGGUUAUGUGAAUAAUGUACCAGCGGAUGUUAUGUCUAAGAUGGGAGCUCAUACAGUUAUUGCCGUUGAUGUUGGUUCUCAAGAUGAACAAAAUUUUGAUAAUUUUGGUGACCGUUUAUCUGGAUGGUGGUUAUUAUAUAAACGUUGGAAUCCGUGGACAACACCCGUUAAAGUGCCCGAUCUUAGUGAAAUACAAACUCGUCUGGCAUAUGUAUCAUGUCAACGUCAGUUAGAACUUGUUAAAAAUUCAAAUUUUUGUGAAUAUCUUCGACCGCCAAUAGAUCGAUACAGAACAUUGCAAUUUGGCAGUUUCGAUGAAAUUAGGGAAGUGGGCUAUCAUCAUGGUCGUGCAGUGUUUCACGGCUGGUCGAAAUUAGAAUCGUACGAUGCUAUAUUUUUGAAACAAAAAUUACAAUCAUCUCGAGAGAAACAAGCUCGACUGCAAAAACAAGAAUCAUCCGGCUCAAAAUUCAUUGAUUUAGCCGAACUGAUUACACGAGUUCGAGAACCAAUUUCGUCAGGCGGAUUACUAGAUGAAGAUGAUGAUGAUGAUGGCGGUGAGAAUGAUGAAAAAAAGGAAUCAGUUCUUAUACAUGACUACAUGGAUUGGCUUAAUUUAGAUUCGUCUACGACAGAAGAUUCACAUUUAUCAUUCUCUAGUACAAAACCACGAACAAGACGUUUAAAGUGUCCAUCAAAUAGAUUAGGUGGCCUACGAAGACAUAAAGCUCGAGUUCGCAUUCGAUCACGUCCAGAAACACCUGUUCAAGACUUGUUAGAUACAGCCAACAGCCGACAUCAAACAAAUAUUGAAGAGAUUCUUUAA
This is a messenger RNA of Didymodactylos carnosus, 5833 nucleotides long. Lineage: Eukaryota; Metazoa; Rotifera; Eurotatoria; Philodinida; Philodinidae. The record is from the annotation of a GenBank genome assembly.